Lactuca saligna is the source of this 1903-nucleotide messenger RNA. Lineage: Eukaryota; Viridiplantae; Streptophyta; Magnoliopsida; Asterales; Asteraceae. The record is from the annotation of a GenBank genome assembly.
AGAAAAGCAACCCGACAGAAAAGCGGACUUCCAAAGCGACCGCUAAUUAUGGUUGUCGUUUCUUUUUUGUUGUGUUCAUACGUAGCACCAUGUUACACAAACAAGUUCAGUCGAAUUAUUUUACAAAUAAAUAAUCCUAGUGAUCACCUAAUCUCGGUCCAACAAAUUCCAGAUAAUUUCACACAGAAAACAGGUCGAGGUUUUAUAAACAUUAUGGUAACCAUUCCGGUGAUGACGAUAAGCUCUUCCGAUGGUCCGAGGCCCAUGCCAGUGAUCGCAAUGGGCACAGCAUCAGACUCAGGCAUCAGUGGAAGUGAUGUGAUGUCAUCAUCGACUAUAGUUGAAGCUAUUAAGGUGGGUUAUCGUCACUUUGACACCGCUGCAGUAUACCGAACUGAGAAACCUCUCGGUGAAGGUAUCAGCGAAGCACUCCGGCUGGGUCUUAUCAAGUCUCGAUCUGAGCUUUUCAUAACCACGAAGCUAUGGUGUGCCUCCGCUGACCGUCAUCUUGUUUUACCCGCCAUCAAUCAGAGUCUACAGAAUCUGGGAUUAGAGUAUGUGGAUUUGUAUCUUAUACACUGGCCACUAAAGGUAAUCCAAGAUGAAUUCAAACUUCCCGUUCCUAAGGAGUGUGUAGCCGCAAUUGACAUCAAAGCAGUAUGGGAAGCAAUGGAGGAGUGUCAAAAUCUCGGACUCACCAAAUCCAUUGGCGUCAGCAAUUUUUAUCCAAAAUUGAUUCAACAAAUUCUUUCCUUUGCAAAAAUCCCUCCUGCUGUCAACCAGUUUGAGAUGAACCCACUUUGGCAACAAAAGAAACUAACUGGAUUUUGCAAAGAGAAUAGCAUCCUUGUGACUGCUUACUCCCCUUUAGGUGCUUUCGGCAAUAAUGCAUGGGGACACAACCGCGUUAUGGAAUGUGAUGUUCUCCAAGAUAUUGCAAAGUCCAAAGGGAAGACAGUGGCUCAGAUUUCUUUAAGAUGGCUAUAUGAGCAAGGUGUAAGUAUCGCAGUAAAGAGCUUCAAUACAGAAAGAAUGAAGCAGAACCUAGAUAUCUUCGGCUGGUCCUUGACUAAGGAGGAAAUGGAAAAAAUCGACCAGAUUCCUCAACGCAGGCAUGUGUAUCUAAUAGGUUCAAUGUCAAUUGAGCCAAACGAUAUAAUGGCUGAGAUUGAUGCAGAGCUUGAUUAAAGAAGUAAUCAGAUCAGUGAAAAUAAAUGUUAAUGAUCAACACUUUUACAUACUCUAAUGUGAUAUCAUCAAUUUGUUUGCAUGCUUAUAUACUGUUUUAUUGGUUCCUAGUCGAACUCUUUAAGCACUAACAUGCACAUCUAGCAGAACAGUUUUCCUGCAAGGCUGCAAGCAACAAAGAGCUUGAUUAAAGAGAUAAUCCGAUCAGUAAAAGAGUACAAAAGAGACCAAAGAUAUAUGAAAAAAACUAAGACGUGAAAGGAACUAAGACGUGUGAAAAUAAACGACUUCAAUUGAAGGGAUCAUCCACAAGUAUCGUUGAUGGUGUCAGCCAUAGCUGGUCCAUAUGUGACCAUCCAAAAUUGUGUUAGUGUAAGGUCUUCGUUUUCUUCUGGAAAUAUUCCUGUAUGUAACAGAUUAGUAGCAAACGUGGUCGUUAAGGCUCGAGUUGGACUCGAUUCCCUUAAACAGAUUCGCCGUCUGUUUCUAGGAUACAACAACCUUAAGAGUGUGUGCUCUACCGGAUAUUUCCACUUGCCUGAAAAAGUCGCCGGAAGGAAGCAAGUGUACAAAGAAGGAGGAGUAAGAAGAGUAUUUUUAUUCGUGUGUCAAAUGAGAUGGUAGUGGUCUCCUUUUAGUUGAAACGUAAUAGAAACAAAUCAAUUCGAUAUUAAGCAAUUGAUUGUGCAUUGAAUGCCAAUAAAUGUCAUUAAUU